Quercus robur (English oak) is the source of this 2636-nucleotide messenger RNA. RefSeq names its product subtilisin-like protease SBT1.3. Gene Ontology annotation, molecular function: serine-type endopeptidase activity. The coding region runs from base 179 to 2518 and encodes 779 amino acids. The record is from RefSeq and is a predicted model, not a curated record. Gene Ontology annotation, biological process: proteolysis. NCBI's taxonomy places the organism in Eukaryota, Viridiplantae, Streptophyta, Magnoliopsida, Fagales, Fagaceae. The transcript has a single exon.
AAACAACUAACACUCUUUAUUGCCUGCACAAGAAGACACUGUAAAGCUCUCUCCCCAAUCUCUGUUAUUUCAACCCUCACAUCACCAUUUCCAUAACCAUCUACAUCUUUCCUCUUCAUCUUCUUGGCUCUCUUUUUAAAUCAUUGUUCAAAAAAGAUUUCCUCUUUCUUGCCUGAAAAUGGCAGAAAACCCAGUAAAAGGGGUGUUUUUGAUUCUAAUAAGCUAUUUGUUUUUGAAUUUAGCCCUCUCUGCAGAUACCCAAAUUGCAAAAAAGACUUACAUUGUCCAAAUGGACAAGUCAGCAAUGCCAAACUCAUUUACCAAUCACCUAGAUUGGUACUCAUCCAAAGUAAAAUCAGUACUGCUAGAACCUGAAAAUGAAGGUGAUGAAGAUAGAAUAAUCUACAAUUACCAGACUGCUUUUCAUGGAGUUGCUGUUCAGUUGAGCCAAGAAGAAGCUGAGAGACUAGAGGAAGAAGAUGGUGUAGUGGCUAUAUUCCCAGAGACAAAGUACCAGCUACACACUACAAGGAGUCCCAUCUUCCUUGGUCUGGAAUCAGGAUAUAGUACUAAUAAUAACGUCUGGGGUCAAAAAAUCUUAGGCCAUGAUGUUAUAGUGGGAGUACUAGACACUGGGAUUUGGCCAGAGAGUGAGAGCUUCAACGACAUGGGCAUGACACCGGUGCCUUCUCGUUGGAAAGGUAAAUGUGAGACAGGCAGAGGGUUCGAGGAACGUCAUUGCAAUAAGAAGAUUGUCGGUGCAAGAGUGUUUUACCAGGGAUAUGAAGCUGCUACUGGGAAAAUCAAUGGGCAAACUGAGUUCAAAUCAGCUAGAGAUCAAGAUGGGCAUGGAACUCAUACUGCAGCCACAGUUGCUGGCUCUCCUGUACGUGGUGCAAACCUUCAAAAUUAUGCUAAUGGGACAGCCAGUGGAAUGUCACCAGGUGCUAGAAUUGCUGCUUACAAAGUGUGCUGGACUGGUGGGUGUUUCAGCUCAGAUAUUCUGUCUGCGGUUGAUAGAGCUGUGGCUGAUGGGGUAAACGUUUUGUCAAUAUCUUUGGGUGGUGGAGUCUCUUCCUAUUACCGUGACAGUUUGUCAAUUGCUGCUUUUGGAGCAAUGGAGAUGGGUGUUUUUGUUUCUUGCUCAGCUGGAAAUGGAGGGCCAGACCCUGUCAGCCUCACAAAUGUGUCACCUUGGAUUACCACAGUUGGUGCUAGCACCAUGGAUAGAGAUUUUCCAGCCAUCGUUAAGUUGGGAAAUGGCAGAAUUAUGAAUGGGGUUUCACUCUAUAAAGAGGAAAGGAUGCUGUUAAAAAAUAGUAAGCAAGAAAAUUACCCAAUAGUGUACAUGGGUAGUAACUCAAGCAGCCCUCAACCCAGCUCUUUGUGUCUAGAGGGAACUUUGGAUAGGCAUAUUGUUGCAGGAAAAAUUGUGAUAUGUGACAGAGGCAUUAGUCCUCGUGUGCAAAAGGGUCAGGUGGUGAAAGAAGCUGGAGGGGUUGGCAUGAUUCUUUCAAACACUGCUAACAAUGGAGAAGAGCUGGUUGCAGAUUGUCACCUUCUUCCUGCAGUUGCAAUAGGAGAAACAGAAGGGAAAGCAAUCAAACGAUAUGUGUCAACGAGUCCAAAUGCCACUGCAAGUUUAGCUUUUCUUGGUACUCGAUUGGGAAUUAGGCCAUCUCCUGUGGUGGCUGCAUUUUCAUCUAGAGGACCCAAUUUUCUUACCCUCGAAAUUCUGAAGCCUGAUUUGGUAGCCCCUGGAGUGAACAUUCUUGCUGCUUGGACUGGAAACUUGGGUCCAUCAAGUUUACCAACAGAUCACCGGAGAGUGAAGUUUAACAUACUGUCUGGAACUUCAAUGUCAUGCCCUCAUGUUAGUGGAAUUGCUGCUUUGCUGAAGGCUAGGCACCCAGAUUGGAGUCCAGCUACAAUAAAGUCUGCUCUGAUGACAACAGCUUAUGUUCAUGAUAAUACACGCAAAUCUCUCAAAGAUGCCUCAACAGAUGCACCUUCAAGCCCUUUUGAUCAUGGAGCUGGACACAUUGACCCAAUAAGGGCUCUUGACCCAGGUUUGGUUUAUGACAUUGAGGCUCAGGAUUACUUUGAGUUCUUAUGCACACAGAAUCUAACUCCAUUGCAGCUUAAAGUUUUUUCCAAGCAUUCAAACAGGUCUUGUAAACACUCUCUUGCCAGUCCUGGGGACUUGAACUACCCAGCUAUCUCAGCUGUGUUCCCAGAGAAAGCAUCCACCGCUGUUUUGACCCUUCACAGAACUGUCACCAAUGUUGGCCCUCCUGUUUCCAAUUACCAUGCCAUGGUUUCACCAUUCAAAGGCGCUUCUGUUCAUGUCGAGCCACAAAGCCUCAACUUCACCAGAAAAUAUCAAAAACUGUCUUACAAGAUUACCUUCACUACAAUAUCUAUGCAACCAGUGCCUGAGUUUGGAGGUUUGGUAUGGAAGGAUGGAGUACACAGGGUUAGGAGCCCCAUUGUUAUCACGUGGCUCCCACCAAUAUGAGAAUUUUGACGUGAAUCUAUGUGAUUCUACGGCAACAAUAAACAUAUGUUUUGUAAUGAGCCAAGGGGCUGUGUCAUUUUUAUUACAAGAAAUGCUUGACUUCCUCUGUUUCUUACAA